AUGCGGUGCCCCAGAUACUCUAAGCGGUACUCUCGUAUAUGCCAUCGCCGAUCUUCUCCUGUCACAAUGAUUCUGCUUCUCUCUUGUGUUUGCCUCGCUAUUGCCUUCCAGCCCUUACAUCCUAAUGUCUCGAGUCGUGAUGCCAAAGGACUUGUGAAGGACGGAUAUCUCCAAGACCCAAGAACUGCAACGGAACGAGCUUUGUCAGCGGCUACUACUACUACCACUCUAACUUUGACGGACAUCGUGUGUCCAGGUAUGGGAAUACCAACUCCAGAAGUAUCGAACGCGAGCGCCUAUCGUUCGUCACAUUCCCGGGAGCGGCCACCCGCGGUAGCAACUGAGCAUGAGAUCGUUUCAUCCCCACCAGCUGCUGACCUGGCCAACAGUGUCAUUUCAGCAAGUUGCUGCGUGGGCCUGGGGUCGCUCUAUUCACAGGCUAGUAAGACUCUGCUCAGAGCCACCAUGGAAGGGACAGAUUCUCAGGCAAUCAAACCAGCGGCUAUAUCUAUAGUGUCCAGCGCACUCGGAAAGUUAGCACCAACUACAAAGCUACUGAACUCGGUUGUCUCUAGUUCAUCACUCAGUGGGCAUGCUACAUCGGCGUCUUCUCAAACGGCCCGGGAUCCUAAGGCUUCAACUGCUUUGGACAUGCUGGCUACUGUAGCAGAGGCAAAUGCUCACUCAACAGAAACCCCUGGUAAGGAGGCAGGGAAAGCUGCUACCCCAUCCACAACAUUCCAUAUUACAUCAUCCACCACUACCAACGACAUCGGUGCCACAUCGAAGACAACCUCUUCUCCAACCCAGACAGCUACUACAGAGAACGUCGGUUGGGGCAGCAUGAUCGAGUCUAGCUUCAAGACUACGAUCUAUUGUUCUUUCACCGAGCGGUGUGGUCAUCCAGAUAUUUCCUCGCCCUCUCUCCAAUCGGCCUGCGAGGCUCUUGUUAAAGAUGGGUAUGUGGGGUCGUUUCCUCCAGCAUGGUGA
Molecule: messenger RNA, 990 nt
Organism: Aspergillus luchuensis
Lineage: Eukaryota; Fungi; Ascomycota; Eurotiomycetes; Eurotiales; Aspergillaceae
Exons: 5
Coding region: 1-990 (329 amino acids)
Source: RefSeq, a predicted model, not a curated record